Andrographis paniculata is the source of this 1561-nucleotide messenger RNA. RefSeq lists its product as uncharacterized. Gene Ontology annotation, cellular component: nucleus. The coding region runs from base 208 to 1215 and encodes 335 amino acids. NCBI's taxonomy places the organism in Eukaryota, Viridiplantae, Streptophyta, Magnoliopsida, Lamiales, Acanthaceae. The record is from RefSeq and is a predicted model, not a curated record. The transcript is spliced from 6 exons.
CGCUGUCUGAAGCAAGGACAUUUUCGUGAUUCUUUAAUUUUGUGGUAUAUCUGUGAGAGAGACGGAUUGAGUGAUUCCAAAGAGAGAGAUAGAGAGGAGGAGAAGAAAGAGAGAGAGAGAGAGAGAGAGGAAGAGACGUUUGAGGGGGGUCCGUUAACUGUCCGUUAGAGGUAUAUGAAGGUGGAAGCGAAGGAAUAGUAAACAGCCAUGGUGUCGGACCAAGAAAUAGCGAAGGGCGUGGAGACAGUGCUCCGUCAGUCUGACCCCAACGCCGUCACGUCCCUGAACAGUGUUGUUCAGCAGCUGGAAGGGAAGCUAGGGUUGGACUUGUCCCACAAAGCGGAUUUCAUCAGGGACCAGAUUACGUUCCUCCUCCGCUCGCAACCCGUGCCCAAAGAACAACUUCCCACUCAACCUCAACAGCAGCCACAGUUCCUUGCUCCUUUCCCGCAACCUCAUUUCGCCUUCCAGCAACACCAGCAGCAGCAGCAGCAGCUCCUUUACCAGCAGAAUAACGCCGCCUAUGCGCAGACGCAAGCUCCACAUCACCAGCAGCUGCAGGUCUCUGUUGAGAAGGACCCGAAUGCAGCGGCUAAUGUUUCUGAGACGCCGAAAGGGGGGAGAGCCCCAGUUGGAACCAAAAGAAGAGGUGGGCCAGGUGGUCUCAACAAGGUAUGUGGUGUUUCGCCAAAACUCCAGGCAAUCGUCGGAGAGCCAGCAUUGCCGAGGACAGAGAUCGUGAAGCAACUGUGGGCAUAUAUCAGAAAGCACAACCUUCAGGAUCCCGGGAACAAGAGAAAAAUUAUUUGUGAUGAUGCCCUCAAAUUGGUCUUUGAAACAGACGCCACUGACAUGUUCAAGAUGAAUAAGCUGCUGGCGAAGCACAUUUUGCCGCUGGAUCCGAAAAAAUCCGAUCAAGCUAAGAAAUUGAAGAUCAACGAUGACUCUGCUAACGAGAGUUCAGAUUCUGGCAUUCUCAAGGUUAUGCUAUCCGAUGCACUUGCAAAAUUUUUUGGAACAGGAGAAAAGGAGAUGCUCCGGUCAGAGGCUCUGGAGCGAGUCUGGGAUUACAUAAAGGUUAAUCAGCUUGAGGACCCGCUGAGUCCUAUGGUUGUCCAUUGCGAUGCAAAGCUUCAGGAGCUGUUAGGAUGCGAGAGCAUAUCUGCACUGGGAAUUCAGGAAAUGCUCGUGCGCAAUCAUUUGUUGAAGCAAUGAUGAUGUAAUGUAAUGUGAAUGGUAGUGAAAAGCUGUAGGAGGUAGUUGUUAGUGAUGAUGACAGGAGAAAUGCCGAAUGAAGAUGUUGUUUUGGUUUCUUUUAAUUUGCCUAACCAUUAGGUGCUAUCGACUUCACUCACCUGUUAACAGUUAUGUCGAUGUGAGCGAAUGCGCAUCAUCCCUGUUGUCGGGGCUGGAAUUGUUAUGUAAUUAUGCCAGUGGCCAUCGUUGUUAGGGUGUUUCCUUCUGUGCACUUGGCUUGUUUUCUUAUGACUCUGCAAGUUGUAAUGGAUUCCAAAAACUGGAUUAAUCAAAACACCUAUGUUACAAUUGGUAUUACUGUAUA